Messenger RNA from Caenorhabditis elegans, 2025 nucleotides. RefSeq names its product Winged helix-turn-helix domain-containing protein (gene H14E04.2). The record is from RefSeq and is marked reviewed. Gene Ontology annotation, molecular function: catalytic activity. Gene Ontology annotation, biological process: nucleoside metabolic process. NCBI's taxonomy places the organism in Eukaryota, Metazoa, Nematoda, Chromadorea, Rhabditida, Rhabditidae.
CGACUAUGGCGACUAACAAAGGCCAUUUGGUAGUUUUAACGCCUAAAAAGCAGGAUUCCGACCAUAAUAUCGUCAAAAUUCACCGCGAAGAAACCGCAAAAUCGGAUAAAGUUCUGCAUAUUGGAGGUGGCUCGUACGCUGGGCUGAUCAUAAAUCGAUAUGAAGAGAAAUCGAACUUUGAGUCAACCGCCGAUGUUUCCCUAUCAUUCAGUGUACAUUUAUCGAACAAAAAUCACCAGAAACAAGUACAGGAAAAGCGUUCGCUGUUCUUCAAACUUCGGAAAUCCGUCGAGCUUGAUGUCGGGCGGCUUGUGGUGCACAAGUUCUUCAAGAACCUGUUGAGCAAUCUUCCCGGAGAUUACGUGUCAUUUAUGAAGCGCGCGAUGACACUUCUCCAAAAGGACUACACGGAAAUUGUCGAGCUGGUCAUCGACUACAAGAUUGUCGAAGAAAGUGAUCAAGUCACAAUUCCAGAUGCUACUCAAUAUGAAACUUCGAAACGCGGAAAAGAUUCCGGCUCAGAAUUGGAAGAAGUCACCGUCGGACACGUACAGGAAAUACUGGAACACGCUUUUCCCAAUGGAUUGCCAACUUGUGCAAUAUCCGAAUGCUUGAGAUGCUCCGACGAGGAGACGUUGGCCUUUUUGGCUGAGCUGGAAACUUCUGGAAUCGUUCGAAUGGUUGAAGACGAGUGGAUUCGUGUUGAUACGAAAAAAGUUGAUGAAAGUAUUGAAGCACAUCGGAAUGCGGCUGCUGCAGCAUCAACUUCUGCUGGAAAUGGGCUCUCCGAGCAACCAACUGUAGCCAUCAUCUCGUGCUUAUUCGUCGAAAAACAGGCUAUCGAUGCACUUAUUGAGGAGUCUUCAACUAUUCACAAGUACAAAUCUGGUGGAGAUUCGAAUGUUUACACACUUGGAAGAAUCGGUGCUCAUCGUGUUGUCGCCACAAAACUCGCACUUAUCGGGGAUUCACGUGAAGCCAUCACAUCGGCCGGCUCCAUCACCACUCGUUUGCUCGGAAACUUCCAGAAUAUUGAGCACGUUUUCAUUGUUGGCGUCGCCGGAGCCGUACCCCACUUUACGGAUGCCACGUUGCAUGCUCGGCUCGGUGACGUCAUCGUGUCGGCUUCACGGCCACAUCAAUACGUUUAUGCUCACGAUUUGCUGUUUAACAGGCAAACGGAGCAGAUUACCGGAUUCGCCAUCAGAAACUGGGAUGCCGACGAUAAAACCAUCGAAAAAAUUGUCGAAACCGGCGGCGAGGAGCUUCUUUCCGCUUGGAACUCGGCCACCGAUGAAGCCAUCGCCCUACUGACGUCAUCAGCUGGUGACGUGGAAUGGAAGGCUCCGCCCACUUCGACAGAUGUUCUCGCGAUGACGGUCUCGAAGGGAAAUGUGGUAGUGAUGCCACAUCCGAAUGCCGACACGAAAACCGGACCGGAAAUUCAUUUGGGAACCGUCGGCGCCAUGUCUGCUAUGAAGAAAUAUGAGAAAUGGGAUGGCGAAGAGGAUAGUUUGGCUAAGGUCCGUGAAACAUUUGCCGAAUCGUUCGGAAUUCGUUGUAUUGACGCCGGCUUCGAUUCGGUCGUCGGAGCAGUCGUCGGCUCGUGUGUUCGCUCGUGGGCUCUGAUUCGCGGAAUUUCCGACUAUGAUUAUGGUCAGAGUCGUGCUGGAAAAGUCUGGCAGGCCCACGCCGCCGCCCGUGCCGCCGGAAUGGCUCGUUGUAUCAUUGAAAAAUUGCCGAAAUCCGCUUGAUUUAUCGAUUUAUUGAUUUUUUUUCCCUUCAAAAUCCCAGCUUUACCUUUUCUCGAUCAAUUUUUAUCGAUUUUUUCGCUUUUUCAUUUUCUAUUCGAAAAUUACCACCCACACAUUCCUAUUUAUUUCUGUGCUGUACCCGUCCCCGUUUUCUUAUUAUUAUUUUUAGUAUCAAUCAAUUCUGAUGUGAAUUUUAUGACCAAUUAUUGAUUUUUUCUCAUCGUUUUCUGUGCAAAAACUCUGAAAUCUCAAUAAAUACGUUAGGAAUCGA